Molecule: messenger RNA, 1300 nt
Organism: Thermothielavioides terrestris NRRL 8126
Lineage: Eukaryota; Fungi; Ascomycota; Sordariomycetes; Sordariales; Chaetomiaceae
Exons: 5
Coding region: 178-1158 (326 amino acids)
Biological process (GO): heterochromatin formation; DNA damage response; leading strand elongation
Cellular component (GO): epsilon DNA polymerase complex; CHRAC
Molecular function (GO): protein heterodimerization activity; chromatin DNA binding
Source: RefSeq, a predicted model, not a curated record
UGCCCCGAAACGGAAAGGAAAGGAAACGGAAAGCAAAACGACUGCCUCCGUACUCGCUGGUGAUCUCCAACGAACCACACGACUCCGUGAUAUUUCCCUGCGUGCAUUUAUCGACAACCCGGCCGGCACCCCACCCAGAGCCGAUCCCCGGCCCAACUCCCGACCAACCGCGCGAUCAUGCCAUCGCGCAAGAGCGACGUCCGCCGGAGCGAUGUAUCUGCCGCGAGAUUCGUGCUCGCCGACGAGGACAGCACCAUGACGACAGAGUCACCCGCCCCGGCGGCGCCACCACCGCCCACCGAACCCUCUGCUUCAGGUUCGACAACCAACCCGCAACAGCCAUCCGCCGAUAAGAAGGAGAAGGAUAAGGAGAGGGAGAGAGAGCGGGAGCGGGAGCGGGAUGCGCUGACUAUCGAGGACCUCACGCUGCCUAAAUCCAUCAUCACGCGCCUGGCCAAGGGCGUCCUGCCACCCAAUACGCAGAUCCAGGCCAACGCUAUCCUGGCGCUGACCAAGAGCGCCACCGUGUUCAUCAACCACCUAGCGAAUGCUGCCAACGAAUUCACCGUCGCCUCCAACAAAAAGACCAUCAUGCCCGCCGACGUCUUCAAAGCCCUCGACGAGAUCGAGUACGGCUUCAUGCGCGAGAAGCUCGAGGCUGAGUUUGCGAAAUUUAACGAAGUCCAAACCACCAAGCGCUCCACCUACCGCAAGAAAGUCGCCGCCGCCAAGAAGGCCGCUGCCGCCGGCGGCAGCGGCCCAAGCCAAGACGACCCAGACGCCGCCACCGGCGGUGCUGCCGCCGGCUCAUCAUCAUCAUCAUCAGCAGCAGCAGCAGCAGCCGGAGGCGCCGAUGUAUCCAUGAUGAGCAUAGCCUCGACGAAUGCCGGCGACGGUACAGACGGGAGGGCGCAUCACCCGCCCUCGGCGCCGGGCCGUGCCGGUGCCGGGCAGGGGAGGGUGGCGAAGAAGGCGCGGCUGGAUCCUGCUUCUUCUGCCGGGUCGAGGAUGGAGGUGGAUGAGGAAGGGGAAGGGGAGGGGGAGGUGUCGGAUGCGGAGACUGUUCCUGAUGAGGAGGAAGAGGAGGAGAUGACGAGGCUGAGGAAAGAGAUGAGCUGGAGGAGCGGACGGCGAGGGAGGACGAGGACGAGGCGUUAGACGACGAUAGCGACUAGAGCGUUGGGGUGGGGACGGGACGCGUGCGUUGGUCUUGUGUUCAGCGCGAGCUGAGAGUGAAUGAGAUGUGCUUGUUGCACACGUAAAUAGAACAGGCAUCCAUCUGAGUCGCGUGAGCGCAUGU